UGUGUUGGGUCUUCAUUGCUGCAUGUGGGCUUUCUCUAGUUGCGGCGAGCAGGGGCUACUCUUCAUUGUGGUGCACAGACUUCUCAUUGCAGUGGCUUCUCUUGUUGUGGGGCACAGGCUCUAGGCGCAUGGGCUUCAGUAGUUGUGGCAUGUGGGCUCAGUAGUUGUGGCACAUGGGCUUCGUUGCUCCACGGCACGUGGGAUCUUCCUGGACCAGGGCUCAAACCCAUGUCUCCUGCAUUGGCAGGCGGAUUCUUAACCACUGCACCAUCAGGGAAGUCCCAUACUUGUUUUAAGAUUACAUUAUCUUCUCAUGUAUAUUUGAGAUAUUGAUAGAUUUUGUAAAAGUUUUCCUUCCACCAAGUAUCUUUUUACUCUGAGUUGAUUUAGUUUCUUUGGUUUGGUUGCUGUCUUUCAUGUUAAAGACUUAGAGAGAUCUGGUGAUUGAUAUUUGCCUGUUUAUAUUUAAGUGUGAGGCACUAAAAGGCUGAAUGGAAGCUCUGAGCAUAUGGUGAGGCAAGUUGUUGAAUCAUCUUGAUAGGCCAGAGAUCAUCUUUUUUAACCUCUCCAAAGCAUAAAUCUCCAGACUUCUUUUAGGAGGGGACAGUUUGAACUGGUUACUUUUUAAAAGUACUUCCUUUUAGUAAGUACUAAGUUUUACUAUCUCCUGUUCAAACACACAUAUUCGCACUUUCACCCUAAUGUAGAUAAUUACUUGGUAUCUGACCAGUUCCUUAUCCUUUCUGAGAGUUCUGCAGGUUGCAUCUUGACUUUCUGAUUGAGCUUCCUAAUUCUCUUUAGUCAUUUACCACUUAUCUGCCUGCUUUUUGCUUCAGAUUUUUACUGCUUUUUCUCUUCCUAUUCACUGUAUUUCUCUACUUAAAAACAAAUUCCUUUACUGUCAUUUUGGUGGGAAUUAGGGAGAGGCAGAAAGUAAGUGGGUAUGCUCAAUAUGCUGUUUCUAUCCAGAAGUAGUAUAUUAUCUCUUUGGUAAGAUUCUCUGUUUUUUAUCUUCGUUUUUAGGAACUCUGGCUAGUGAGAUGUUGGAUAUCUUUGAAUGAUUCUUUAAUUUUUAUCUCCCCUUUCCAUUUAUUUUGCACUAUUUUCUUGAUUUUUCUCAGUUUUCUCUUUUAAGCCUUCUGUUGAAUUUUUAUGUCAUUUUUAAAAAGACUUUUUCUUUUUUUUUUUCGCGGUACGUGGGCAUCUCACUGCUGUGGCCUCUCCCGUUGCAGAGCACAGGCUCCGGACGCGCGGGCCUAGUGGCCACGGCUCACGGGCCCAGCCGCUCUGCGGCAUGCGGGACCUUCCCGGACCGCGGCACGAACUCGUGUCCCCUGCAUCAGCAUGUGGACUCUCAACCACUGUGCCACCAGGGAAGCCCAAGACUUUUUCUUUUGAAGUUCCAUUUUCAUAGCACUCUUGUAUCAUGGAUGUGUAAUAUCUUUUUAUUUUUAAGAAUAUUAAUGGCUUUUAAGUUUAAAUUUGCACCUUGCAUUGUUUAUUUUCUGAGUCUCCCUCCUCCCCCUUUUUUUGUUUCAAUCUCUACUGUGUUAAAGAUUGUUCUUGGAUGUCUUGUGGUCUUUCAGUAUCUGUUUAUAUUCAAGAAGGAGGGGUUAAAAACUGGAAGUUUUGUGCACGUGGCUGGAGUUUGUUGAUUGGUAGACUUUUUAGUGAAUGAUUGAAUAGAGACCUGGAAGUAUUCUUCGGGAACCUCUAAAUAUCAGUGUCUGCUGGUUGUUGGGCCUAUCAUUUUCUCCAGAGAAGAAUUGUCCAUUCUCCCGUCUGUGGGAUCUAAGUCUGACAACCAGUGUUAAGAGAGCUGAUUGGGGAAGAAGGCUCAGAGACUCAACAUUCAUUGUGCAGGCGUUAAUUUAACUGCAUGUCUGAGUCCUCCCCCUACCCUUUAUUUUCAGCUCUUCAUUGUCACCCUAAGUUUUAUAUAAUACCCCCAAGCCCAAUCUUCUCUGGUUUAAUAUCUUUAAAAAUUAAUUCUUCUGGGUUUUGCCAGAAUUGGGGAAAAGCCAUCAUCAAAUCUCUAUAAUUAGGCAAGACAGAUGAUCUGGGAAGUCUAAUCACACUAAUACAGACAUUCAGCCAAUCAUCUUGUUUUCAUACAUUUUGCAACCCUACCUUCAGAGGUCCCUGCUGUCUCCAAUUCCUGACUUUUGUUUGUAUCAUGUGUUAUGAAUUAAUUGGCUUUCUUCUCACUGGGUUCCUCACCUUGUAGAUCCAGCAUAGUAGAGAAAACUGAAACCUAAAUCAGUUACUGCUUGUCCAUCUAUUUCAUGUCUUCCAAAAUUUGUUGAAAAUUUUUUUCUACUGUCAUCUCUUUUCCUAUUCUUUGUUUUGAGGAGUUUUACUUUCCUUCCUGUGUAGUUUAUUUAGUCAGAUUUUGGGAGUAAGCAGAAUUAAUACAUAUCUUAUAUCUUUUAUUUUCAACCAGAGACUGCUGAACCAUCUUUUAAAGCUGUUAGUAGAUACCAUUUAAAAUACAUGAUAUGAUUUGACAUUCGACACCACUAUGCUAUCUCUCUAUUGACUUUUUUGGAUUGAUUUAGGUAUAAUUUAGAGUAGAAGAGCCAGAACAAAGCCUUAAGAGUUGAUGUCUUCACAGGGUUUAUAUUGUACUGGGUAGAAAUACUGAUCAUGCAUGUCAGUUGAGAAAUUUCCCCAGAUGUUCGGUGUUGUACUUAUUCAAGAGCAGAUUAAAGAGCAGAUUAAAUUCAAGAAUUUAAAAUAUUACUAUUUAGUUCUAUAGUAUUAAAUAUAUGAAAAUAUUUAGUCAGAAUAAAGACCAUCCCUAGACAUCGUCAUAUGAAACACACUAAAAAAUAUUUUAACUUGAUAAUUAGCACUAGCUGAAUGUAUGUCUUACUACUUUUUUCAUACUUUGAGUUUUUAUGUUCUCUGAAAUAUUGUUUAUUAUGGAAUAUUCUUGUUUUUGCUUCAUUCUCUUCAUGGUUUGUAGCUAUGAUGUAUUUGCAUAGAAACGCGUAUCUUGAUACCCAGUUUUAUUUAAUGUGAUACAGCCCUUAGUACCUACUUACCAGAGAAAUUAGAAAAACGUACUUCUUAGUAACUACUCAAAUUAUUUUUUAUGUGAAUAAAUUUUUAUCUUUCAUUUCACUCAGUAAUGCCUAAUAAUAUGAGAGCAAAGGUCCCAAACAGUCUUCAGCACUGAACUGGCUCUGCUUAGUUUUAAGUAGCACACUCGUGAAAGGCACCAAACAAUAGCAUCCCUGCGGGAAUCUAGUAGCUCGCUGUCUCUCCAUCCCAGAGAAGACAGAAACUGGUUAAGGGCUUUAUAAUCCAAGCUAUUUUCUGCCAACUUUGACCCUCCACAAAGGGGGUAGAGAAGAAGAAGGAAAGUAGAAUUGUGUGUAUGAUUUUCUUUCAAACUUGUAGCAUGUGAGAAAAUGACCUGCUGCCUUCAAUGGCAUGCAGGAAACCAGAAUUAAAUGCCAGAUAUCCAGAUUAACACCAAGGAAGAGUCUGUUAAUAGCCUAUCUUUUAUCUUAGUUAUAACAUAUCUGGUAUGCCUUUCACACCCUAUGAACAGUCUAGCUGCAGUGACCUCUGUCUGGCUUCUCUUUAUUUUCUUAUUGUAUGUAUCUACUUAUUAGUCAAACACAUGUCUCCAUUGAUUACAUAGGACAAUGGCUCCACUUAAUUCCAGAGUCACACAUACAUCAGUUGAUUCAGAAAUUCUCUGCAGUUGUUACUGAUGAAAUGUCCUUUGUUAAAGUGGUCCCCAAAUUAGACACAUAUAACGUAAAUAAUUGGUUCACUUCAAAGUGAGGAAGAAAAUGGUUUUAUUUUUGUGGUCAUUUUCCCCCCCAUCAGUUUUAUUUGACAUUCUUGUGUCGGACAACAGUUAUAAUUUUUACAUAAUCUUGAAAGUUUUAAAAGCACAAGAAUGAUUUUUUAAAACAUGUUACACUAAAAUCUUGAACCCUGGAACCUAAAACUGACCCAUCCCUUGUCAUCAGCUCUGCUUUCUGCUUCAACUGAGUUGUACAUGCAUCUAAGCUAUGACACCUGCUUCCAGUCUUACUCCUAAACUCAUACAAAUUCUCAGCUCUACUGUCUUGCCCAUUUGUAAUUCUAACCACCUAUUUGUCCAAGCUGUGUGUUCUGGUUCCACUUAAUGCCAAGUUACAUGGUAUGUAGAAGGUAAGGGGUAAAGAAAGCCUUAUAAUGAGGAUGGAGCGGUUGUAGUAAUUGUCUUUCCUAUAUGAUGGCCCAUAACAUCUUAGAGUCACUGGAGAAAUGUCUACUGAUUUCAUAAUAUGAAGCAUGUAAUUUUCAUUUAUGAAUAAAGAAAAGUAAAAAGGUAAAAAUGGUGCUUGCAAAAAAUUCAGAGAUCCUUUGGUGGAAGUAAAACUUUUAAAAAUUAAAAUAUUCUACAAUUGAUGGAUUUCUUUUAAAAAAGAACCUUUUCUUAUGAAUAAGCUGUAUCGCAGAGUAAUAUUGAGUCAAUUACGUGAAUUUGAGUGAGAAGAAAGCUAUUCUACAAAGAAUGAUAAAGCUUCUCAGUAGUCCUAUUAUAUUUGGUUAAAGGACUGGAUCAUUAGUCACAUUUCCACAGUGCUUGUAUUUUACAAUGUGGAUGGUUUAAGGUACAAAACCCUAUUAUGUAUGUUUUUAAGGCUAUGUUUUAAAAUUUUAAUUUGUCUUGGUUGCCAGACAUGCAAAUUUUAUACAAAGCAAAAAGUUGUGAAUGGUUUAAAUUGAAAUAAAUUCUAAGGUUUUCUGUGUUAAAUAUUCAGUUCUAUAUGUAGAUUUGUAAAUUAAUGGUCUACAAAUUAAAUGCUGUAUUUGUUUGCUGUAAGAAAUAGACAACUACAGUAAUGCAACUUAGUCACCUCUUCUGAAUUCCUUAAACGAUUCUAAAUUACUGUAUUCUUUACAAAAAUGUUCUGCUUUAGAUUAAUAAGAGAAGCGAAACACUAAACCCUGAAGUGAACUGCAUAAGAUACCAUGUUUCCUAGUGAGAAAGGAACAGAUUCAAAGCUAUUGAAUUUGAGCCAAGCAAUGGCAGUCUUGAUUGUAACAGAAAACUAUCUGGAAUUUGGACUCGAAACAGGGUUUACAAAUUUUUCAGACAGUGCGAUGCAGUUUCUCGAAAAGCAAGGUUUAGAAUCUCAGGGUCCUGUUUCAAAACUUACUUUCAAAUUUUUCCUGGCUAUUUUCUGUUCACUCAUUGGGGCUUUUUUGACAUUUCCUGGAUUACGACUGGCUCAAAUGCAUCUGGAUGCCCUGAAUUUGGCAACAGAAAAAAUUACACAAACAUUACUUCAUAUCAACUUCUUGGCACCUUUAUUUAUGGUUCUGCUCUGGGUAAAACCAAUCACCAAAGACUACAUUAUGAACCCACCAUUGGGUAAAGAAAGUGUCCCUUUAAUGACAGAAGCUACAUUCGAUACUCUGCGACUCUGGUUAAUAAUCCUGCUGUGUGCUUUGCGGUUGGCCAUGAUGCGUAGUCACCUGCAAGCUUACUUAAACUUAGCCCAGAAAUGUGUGGAUCAGAUGAAGAAAGAAGCAGGGCGAAUAAGCACGGUUGAGCUUCAGAAAAUGGUCGCUCGAGUCUUUUAUUACCUUUGUGUCAUUGCACUGCAGUAUGUGGCUCCUCUGGUCAUGCUGCUUCACACAACCCUGCUUUUGAAAACUCUAGGUAAUCAUUCCUGGGGGAUUUAUCCAGAAUCUAUCUCUACCUUGCCAGUGGGAAAUAGUCCACCCUCCAAUUCUGUUUACUCUGAAUUACCAUCUGCUGAUGGGAAGAUGAAGGUAACUGUUACACAAAUAACAGUGGCACUGAGCAGCUUAAAAAACAUUUUCACUCCUCUGCUUUUUCGAGGACUUCUGUCUUUUCUGACCUGGUGGAUUGCUGCUUGUCUCUUUUCUACAAGCCUUUUUGGGCUUUUCUAUCACCAGUAUCUCACUGUGGCGUGAAUCUCAGUUAACAAAAAAGGAUAUUGAAGUCACACUCUGAAUUCAGAUACUCGUACCUUUGAAGGUCUGACAAAAACCAGAAGAAAGCAAAUACAAAGGAAGGAAAACCAUAUCAGAAUAUCUUGUUUUAAAUACUUCCUCUGUAUUCUCAGGGUGGAUUAAUGGUAUUAAUAUUUAAAAUUAUAGAAUAGAUUGUUAACUGCUAUACUGUGGCAUUGGAAUUUUAACUCCUUGUAUUAAUGGAUGUGAGAGAGCUAUCUAUAAGUGUAAUACUUCCGAUGACCUUGGUUUACAGAAACCUCCAUCAGUCUUUGAAACUUCUCAUAUGACUCCAGUUAUUGAUUGGUUGAUCUUAAUGGUAUUAUGGUACUGUUAAUAUUCAUAAUGGCUGCCUAUAGAACAAUCUUCAAACUGAGCCAUGCUUUAGAGGAGGGAAAGGAGCUAAUAAAGUCACUUCUGUUGGUACUAUGCGAGUCACUCUUCAAACAGCAACAACAGCAAAAUCCAACAGAAAGGAAUAGCUACUGUAUAUUACAGUAAAGAAAGCUACAUAGUAAUUUUAAAUUUAAUGGAGUUGUACAUGCUUAAUAUCUACAAGUACUGCUGCUUGAGAGUAGCAAGAAUAUUAUUUUAAAAUGCAUUCUAGCCAACUUGAGGGAUCUUUUAAUAUAAUUGGCUACGUGAACAUUUGCAGUCUUGCUAUUAGGUUUGGACUGCCCAUAUUUUAUUUUAUUCUAUGAUCCUAAAUAUAGUUCUUUUUAAUAGUCUAAAGAUAUUUAUCAAUAUUGAUCAAACUUUUAAAAAAUUACUUUGUAAUCCUGCUGA
Molecule: messenger RNA, 6777 nt
Organism: Physeter macrocephalus (sperm whale)
Lineage: Eukaryota; Metazoa; Chordata; Mammalia; Artiodactyla; Physeteridae
Gene: TMEM161B
Product: transmembrane protein 161B
Exons: 8
Coding region: 4981-5952 (323 amino acids)
Source: RefSeq, a predicted model, not a curated record